AUGAGUCUUCGGACCCCACCCACACUCCAGAAGCUGGCAAGGCAGGCUCUGCUCAGAGAUGAGGCUUUGGCCAUGUCCUCUCUGGAGGAGCUGCCUCUGGAACUCUUCCCAGCACUGUUCAAAGAGGCCUUGUAUGGCAGACACACCAUGCUCAUGAAGACAAUGGUGGCAGCCUGGCCUUUCCCCUGUCUCCCUGUGGGGGCAUUGAUGGUGACACCUGACCUGGAAACCUUGAAAGCUGUGCUAGACGAAGUAGGCAUGCGACUGACAAGAGAGUUUCACCCAAGGAGGUGCCUGAGGAAGCCCUUGGAGACCCUCUCCAACACUCACUACCAAAUUUCACAGUCAGACUUGGAUUCCUUUUCCUGCUCUCAGAGGCUCUUUCAGCUCAAACAUCUGGACAUGAGAGGCAUAAUCUUAUUGCUUUUAGAUAUAACGCCUCUCAAAGUUCUCCUAGAAAAUCUGGCAGACACCUUGCAGUCCCUGGACUUAAAGGGUUGUAGGAUGAGUGACUCUCAACUCACUGUCCUCAUACCUGCCCUCAGCCACUGCUCCAAGAUCAAAAAAGACAGCCUCUACAACAAUAAUUUCUCCAUGCCCAUCCUGAGGGACCUCUUGAAGCACACAGCCAACUUGAACAAAUUGAAUGUGGAACAGUACCCUGCCCCUCUGGAGUGCUAUGAUGAUUUGGGUGACCUCUCCACAGAGCUACUUGUCCAACAUUGUGCUGAACUCGUGGAUAUACUCAUGGCAGUAAGACAACCCAAGAGCAUCUCCUUUGCAUCAGGAGUCUGUGUUUGA
This is a messenger RNA of Arvicanthis niloticus (Nile rat), 801 nucleotides long. Its product is annotated as PRAME family member 8-like. NCBI's taxonomy places the organism in Eukaryota, Metazoa, Chordata, Mammalia, Rodentia, Muridae. Gene Ontology annotation, cellular component: cytoplasm. The record is from RefSeq and is a predicted model, not a curated record.